Messenger RNA from Penaeus vannamei (Pacific white shrimp), 2163 nucleotides. RefSeq lists its product as uncharacterized. The record is from RefSeq and is a predicted model, not a curated record. Gene Ontology annotation, cellular component: neuronal cell body; axon; membrane. Gene Ontology annotation, biological process: chemosensory behavior; sensory perception of taste; male courtship behavior. Lineage: Eukaryota; Metazoa; Arthropoda; Malacostraca; Decapoda; Penaeidae.
GGGCCUCUUGACGCCUCCUGCCCCGCCCCUUGUGCCCUCUCUGCAGGUCGGUCGAUAAACUCAAAUGAUGAGUGUUUGGACAGUGUUGGUCGGCCUGAUAGGAGUUAAUGCGUUGGGGUGUUAGUCUGUAAGCGAGAAACUUUGUCCCGAGUCAACAGCCGUUCUUAAAAACCGGGCAGUGCCGUGAAAAACAGCGUCAUGAGAAAUAUGACACUUAUGGCCGUGAAGAUCUUCGGUGUGAUUCUAGGAGUCCUGCCACAUCUGUCCGGCUCUCAGUGCCACUGUGCCAAGCGAGCCAUUCUCAGCGUCCUCCAGAUUACGGUGACCAUUAGCACGGGAGUGGGAUACGGUACUCUGUAUGUAGUGUACCUGUGGAUCCCUGGCUAUGAAGACGUGGAAAUGUCUAUGAAGGUGACGGAGGCCUUGUGUGCGGUUUCUCAAUUCAUUUGCUCCCUGCUCAUCGUCCUCUGGAUGUGGAAACACUCCAGGAGUCUCUCGUCAGUCAUCAGGACCUGCAGCACCACUCCUGGAGGAACACAGCCACCAGAUGUUUCCCCAUACCUCAUCCUGACACCCAGAGUGGCAGUGAACCAGUUGUUGUUGUGGUUCAUCAUAAUCCAGGCAGUAUAUGAGGGUAUACUGUACGGCCUGUGGUAUAUGAUCUAUGACAUGAAUAUUGUAAGUGUGUUCCUGAAGGUGCUCUUCCUGAUCCUACAGCUGUGGAUCACCCUAAUCAUACGAUAUCCUCAGAUCAUGUGGGUUGCCAUCGGAACUGCACUGCAACACCAAUUUGCGCGUUUCAACCGGGCCAUUGAGGAUGCAGCCCGAUCACGCCCUCGACUGCCACAGAGCCGACCCGCGACGCCUCCGCCCGCAGCAGAGUCCGGGGACGGCAUCGUCGUGGUGAACGCCGCCCGGAGUCAUGAGGCGAAGGACGACUCUGAAUGCCGGGAGAGGGACGACAAAGACGCCAAUUCUUGCGAUCAGGCGGAGCGGAGUGCUGCAAGGGACGCAUCCUCUGAUUAUCAGAAAGCCCGCGCCAACUUGGCUUAUAUUAGAGAGAGAUAUCAGGAGUUACAGCAGGUCCUGCGAGAAGGGGAGGCGGUGAUGGCCGGGCCGCUCCUGAUCUCGAGUUUCUAUACAUUCAGCUCCACCAUCAUCUGCCUCUUUCACGGAAUUGCUCUCGAUAUCAGCGUAAUCUUCAAGAUAUUAACUCUGACCCAGUGUGGCCUGCAAAUUAUCAUACUGUGGAUCCAGGGACAGGUCGCAGAUUCCAUUAUUGCCGAGGGCCAGAAAACAAGCCAGAUCCUUUUGGAAGUUGCCGAAGCAGCCACCGGACGCACUCCUCUUCCGCCAAAGGCAAAACAGACGAUUUUAAUCAUGUCCAUGGAAAGGUUGAGCCGCAAAGGACUAGGAACUCGGGUGUGCGGUCUCUUCACGCUGUCCCGGAGGAAUACUCUUGCGGUAGCCGGCGCAUCCACAAGCUACCUACUCAUACUUCUCCAGUUCCACCUAGCAGAUUUAUAAGAUGAGGAAGCCAAUGUGAAAUACGUAUGAACUGUGUCCGCAUUCCAAUGAACGGGUGCCAGUGUACAGAAUGGGAAGCCGAAGUGAUGCAUUGUAAACGCAAAAUGGCUACUUGAUAAACUACAGUCUCGGGAAACACGUUCUUCACCGAUAUUAGCUUCUCCCGUUGCACAAAGAACGACGCUUUGUGUGCUCACUUUCCCUGUUGCCUUACUGUUCGAGAUGCAUCGCGCCCGCCGCCCACACUCAGACAUCGAUUAAGCUCAGUGUUUUUGCACGUACAGCUUUGCUACUCACGGCAGUGCCACCUCAGGUUAAACCGUCACCCACUCAACUACUCGCAGACUUUAAGAAUUCAAUAUGUUACAGGACAAUAACAUUUCUUCGGACUUAUUUGGAUAUGGAAUAAUAGAUGGAACUGAUGGAAUUCAUAAAAUAAAGGCAGUAAUUGUAUUAUUUAUUAAAAUUACAAAAGUAACAAUGAAUGGAUAAGUGAAAUUUCAUACUAGCACAGUAUUGUGAAAUAAAGAAUAAUGAUACCCAGAGGAUAAUUGAUUUCUUCUAGAUGCGUGUUCUUUCAGGUGAAAAAUGUAGAUGGAAAAAUAAAGUAUAAGGGGUGAUCUCCCUCGAAAUCUC